Messenger RNA from Heterostelium album PN500, 2226 nucleotides. Its product is annotated as alpha/beta hydrolase fold-1 domain-containing protein. Gene Ontology annotation, cellular component: membrane. Lineage: Eukaryota; Evosea; Eumycetozoa; Acytosteliales; Acytosteliaceae. Gene Ontology annotation, molecular function: lipase activity. The transcript has 2 exons. The record is from RefSeq and is a predicted model, not a curated record. The coding region runs from base 1 to 2226 and encodes 741 amino acids.
AUGACUUCAGUUUUAAGCAAUCUCACACAAGGUGAUAUAAAUUUGGUCUUAAGAUCAUGGAAACCAACUGUACCAGUUAUUGCUUCUGUUACAUUCAUUCAUGGUCUUGGUGAACAUUCUGGUCGUUAUGAGCAUGUAUUCUCCAAGUUUUCAGAGAACGGUAUUCAAGUGUUUGCCUUUGACCAACGUGGACACGGUAAGUCCGGUGGUGUUCGUGGACAUUCACCAUCGUUGGAUCAAUCACUCAAGGAUAUCGCCAAGGUUGCCGCCAGUGCUUCCGAGCAAAACCUGCCACAUUUCAUCUAUGGACAUAGCUUUGGUGGUUGUUUGGCUUUGCACUACACCAUGAACAAGCCAGACAGCACUCCACCAACCGGUUGCAUUGUCACCUCACCAUUGAUCAAGCCAGCCACCAAGGUAUCCUCAGUAAAGAUCUUCUUUGGUAACAUCUUUGGUUCGAUCAAACCAACUGCCACCGUUGAUAACGGUAUCAACGUGACACACAUCGCCAGAGACGAGGAGACUGUCACCGCUUACAAGAACGAUUCUUUGGUACACAACAAGAUCUCAUUGGGAAUGGGUCGUUGGAUGCUCCAAAAGGGUGAGCAACUUUUGGUUUUGGCACCAGAGUACACUUCACCACUUCUCUUGAUUCACGCUGCAGACGAUAAGAUCACUUGUCCAAAGGCAUCACAGACAUUCUUUGAUCGUAUUAAAUCCACUGAUAAGACCCUCAAACUCUGGGAGGACAUGUAUCACGAAGUACACAACGAGAAGGAUAAGGAUCAAGUUAUUCAAUACAUUAUCGAUUGGAUUAAAGAGCGUGUCGCUGCUCAAUCAGCUGCCUCUACCAACACAAUCAAUUUGCCAACAGCUGAUGUUUCAACUACAACCACUACUACAACCACCACCACAACAGCUUCCACUGAAGUACCAGCUGCAGCCCCAGCUCCAGUCGUCGAAGAGAAAAAGGCUGAAGAGCCAAAACCAAUUGAAGAAGCCAAGGUUGAGGAGGUCAAGCCAACUCAAGAGGUUAUUACUGUAGCUCCAGUUACCAUUGCAGUUUCAGUCCCAGAAGCAGUUAUUGAAUCAAAGACUGUUGAAGAGCAAGUCGUUGUUGUCCCUGUAGAGGAAGUCAAGUCUGUUGAGCCAGUCGUUGUUGUUGCACCAGUCGAAGAAGUUAAAGUUGAAGAGCCAGUUGUUGUUGCACCAGUCGAAGAAGUUAAAGUUGAGGAGCCAGUUGUUGUUGUUGCACCAGUUGAAGAAGUUAAGGUUGAAGAGCCAGUCGUUGUUGUUGCACCAGUCGAAGAAGUUAAGGCUGAAGAGCCAGUCGCUAUUGUUGCACCAGUCGAAGAAGUUAAAGUUGAAGAGCCAGUCGUUGUUGAGCCAGUAGCUGUUGCUGCACCAGUCGAAGAAGUCAAGGCUGAGGAACCAGUUGCUGUUGCACCAGUCGAAGAAGUUAAAGUUGAAGAGCCAGUCGCUGUUGUUGCAUCAGUCGAAGAAGUUAAAGUUGAGGAGCCAGCCGUUGUUGAGCCAGUAGCUGUUGCUGCACCAGUCGAAGAAGUCAAGGCUGAGGAACCAGUUGUUGUUGCACCAGUCGAAGAAGUCAAGAUUGAAGAGCCAGUUGCUGUUGCUCCAGUCGAAGAAGUCAAGGCUGAGGAACCAGUUGCUGUUGCACCAGUCGAAGAAGUCAAGGCUGAGGAACCAGUUGCUGCCCCAGUCGAAGAAGUUAAAGCUGAAGAGCCAGUUGCUGCCCCAGUCGAAGAAGUUAAAGCUGAGGAGCCAGUUGCUGUUGCUCCAGUCGAAGAAGUCAAGGCUGAGGAACCAGUCGCUGUUGCUGCACCAGUCGAGGAAGUAAAGACUGAAGAGCCAGUUGCUGUUGCUCCAGUUGAAGAAGUCAAGGCUGAGGAGCCAGUUGCUGCCCCAGUCGAAGACGUUAACGUUGAAGAGCCAGUUGCUGCACCAGUCGAAGAAGUUAAAGCUGAAGAGCCAGUUGCUGCCCCAGUCGAAGAAGUUAAGGUUGAAGAGCCAGUUGCUGCACCAGUCGAAGAAGUCAAGGCUGAAGAACCAGCAGCCACCGAAGAGACUGCCGAAGAUGACAAAGAAGAAGAGGAAGAAGAAACACCAGCUACAACCACCACCGAACAAAAACCACAACCACAACAACAACAAUCGAACAAACCCAAAAAGAACAACAAAAAGAAGGGUAAAAAGGGUAAAAACUAA